Messenger RNA from Tripterygium wilfordii, 336 nucleotides. Its product is annotated as secreted RxLR effector protein 161-like. The record is from RefSeq and is a predicted model, not a curated record. Bases 1 to 336 code for a protein of 111 amino acids. NCBI's taxonomy places the organism in Eukaryota, Viridiplantae, Streptophyta, Magnoliopsida, Celastrales, Celastraceae. The transcript has a single exon.
AUGGAGCCCAAGACUCCGGAAGAGAAAGAAAGAAUGUCCAGGGUACCAUAUGCAAGUGCUGUUGGUAGUCUUAUGUAUGCAAUGAUGUGUACUAGACCAGAUAUAAGCUCUGCUGUUGGGCUAGUAACUCGAUUUCAAUCGAAUCCAGGGCCUGAACACUGGAAAGCAGUCAAGAGGAUAUUAAGGUACUUGAAAGGAACGAUGAACUAUAUGCUAGUUUAUCAAGGAAAGGAUUUGCGGUUGUUUGGAUAUUGUGAUGUUGACUGGGGAGGAGAUGUAGACGAACGCAAAUCCACAUCAGGAUAUGCUUUUAUACUUAAUGUAGGAGCUAUCUAA